This is a messenger RNA of Betta splendens (Siamese fighting fish), 4727 nucleotides long. RefSeq names its product platelet-derived growth factor receptor, beta polypeptide (gene pdgfrb). The transcript is spliced from 23 exons. Gene Ontology annotation, biological process: cell surface receptor protein tyrosine kinase signaling pathway; positive regulation of kinase activity; multicellular organism development. The record is from RefSeq and is a predicted model, not a curated record. Gene Ontology annotation, molecular function: platelet-derived growth factor binding; ATP binding; platelet-derived growth factor beta-receptor activity. Bases 509 to 3823 code for a protein of 1104 amino acids. NCBI's taxonomy places the organism in Eukaryota, Metazoa, Chordata, Actinopteri, Anabantiformes, Osphronemidae. Gene Ontology annotation, cellular component: signaling receptor complex.
CUCUUUCUCUUUGAAACUUCCCUCUCAGGUCUUCCUCCGCCGUUCCCUCCCUCCCUCCUCGCUCACUCGCCAGCUCCGGCAGGGCCGGACCACUGACACGCUCUGUGCUCCUGUCAGAGUGUGUGCGUGCGCGCUGGCGCCUCCACUGGGACGACCUCCUCAAACUGAAACUCAGAGCAGCCUUUGGGAGCGGUGGCUCUUUCGGCGCGUGAGAGAGGAGAGAGGCGCGACCCCCGCAGGCUCUGUGAUUUGACUGAGCAAACAGCCGGGCUCCGAGCCCUGCCUCCUCCAGCAGCCUCCCAGGACGGAGAUUAACCCCGGAGCGUGAGGAUCUGAGGGAUCUGUGCAUCUGAAGCAGCGCGGCCUGUAGAGAGCAGCUGGAAGCCGCUGCUCUGAUUUCAGGAGGAGGAGACGAGCGCUGGCCGGCAGCCUCCUCGGACGGAGACGGGAGAGUCGGCCGCAGCUCCGGGAUCGCUCUGAAGACUGAAGCUCUUGGACGGUUUCUACAAUGAAGAGGGUGACGUCAUUCCCGUUUCAUCUUACGGCCACAGUUACAGCUCUCCUGUGCCUCUGCUCCGCGUCGCGCUGCCUGGAGAUCACGCCCGGCACCGGGGCGUUCGUCCUGGCCGAGGGCUCCUCGCUCAGCCUCACCUGCUCGGGCUCGGGGGAGACAACCUGGCGGGUCAAGGCGGAGAGCGGCCCCGACGCCCAGGUGCAAAUUGAAACGAACGAAGACUAUCAAGUCGUUCGACGCGGCGCGACAGCGACCGUUCUGACGCUGAGCAACGCGAGCUGGGGACACACAGGGGUGUACGUGUGCACUGAUCUCCACACUGGGGAAACUAAGGAGGUGGCUGUGUUUGUCCCAGACCCUGAUGUGUGGUUCAUCGGGGGUUCAUCUUUCGGCAUGGUCAGUAAAACCACCAGUGAUGAGACCACCAUCCCCUGCUUGGUGACCGACCCCCGCAUCAACGUGUCCCUCUAUGAGAAGGACACCGACCUUCCUGUCAAGGGCCUGUACGUUCCCAGCGAGGGCUUUAAAGCAAAGGUGGAGGACAGGACCUACAUGUGCCGAGGAGAGCUCAACGGGGAGGUCCGCGACUCCGGGGAUUUCAUCGUCUUCAGCAUUUUUGCCCCAGAGACCGUUGACGCCUACAUCAACGCGUCAAGGACGGUCCUGAAGACGGGUGAACCCCUGACAGUCAACUGCACAGUGCACGGGGUGCAGCUGGUGAACUUUUCCUGGACUAUCCCCAACAGAGAGAUCAAUAUCGAGCCCCAGACAGACAACGUGGCCAAUCUGAACAUGCUCUCCAGCCUGAUGUUCCCCUUCACCACCGCUGCCCACAGCGGAAUCUACAUCUGCGACGUCCACGAGAGCGUCGAGGACCACAGAGCCUCCGCCAGCGUCAACAUCACCGUGCUCGAGCACGGUUUCGUAGAGGUGAAACCCUCUCACCUUCAGAACAUUUCAGCCAAGUUGCAAGAGAACGUGGAGCUGAGGGUGGAGAUAGAGGCCUACCCUCCCCCUCGGGUCAGCUGGAGCAAAGACGGCACCGCCAUCCGUGGAGACAGAACCAUCGUCACUAGACAGGAACAAGAAAUCAGGUACGUGACUAUUCUCACACUGGUGAGAGUGAGGACGGAGCAGAAGGGCCUCUACACUGUCUUCAUCGACAAUGGAGAUGCCUUUAAGGUAGUGACCUUUGACCUAGAGGUUCAAGUUCCCUCUCAGAUCAAAGAGCUGACCGACCACCACCUCCCAGGAAAAAGCCACGUGGUGACGUGUGCGGCCGAGGGGGUCCCGACCCCCACCAUAGAGUGGUACAGCUGCGACAGCAUGCUGAAGUGCAGCAACCAGACGGCGCUGUGGGCGCCGCUGGUGCCGGAGCCGCAGCAGCUGAGCAUCCAGACCAACGUCAGCUACAACCGCCUGCGCAAGACCAGCCUGGUGUGGAGCCAGGUGACCUUCCAGAAGCCCCAGCAGGUCACGGUUCGCUGCGAGACCAGCAACCAGGCCGGGCUGGUGGACAGACGAGACAUCAAGCUGGUGUCCAGCACUCUGUUCUCCCAGGUGGCGGUUCUGGCUGCGGUUCUAGCCUUAGUGGUCAUCGUCAUCAUAUCCUUCAUCAUCCUCAUCGCCGUGUGGAGGAAGAAACCCCGCUACGAGAUCCGAUGGAAGGUGAUCGAGUCUGUGAGCCAGGACGGGCACGAGUACAUCUACGUGGACCCCAUCCACCUGCCCUAUGACCUGGCCUGGGAGAUGCCCCGAGACCACCUGGUGCUGGGUCGCACUCUUGGAUCAGGAGCCUUCGGCAGGGUGGUCGAGGCCACUGCUUACGGCCUGACUCAUUCCCAGUCCAGCACAAAGGUGGCCGUGAAAAUGCUGAAAUCCACAGCCAGGAGGAGCGAGACUCAGGCCCUGAUGUCCGAGCUGAAGAUCAUGAGUCACCUGGGUCCUCACCUCAACAUUGUGAACUUGCUGGGCGCCUGCACCAAACACGGCCCUCUGUACCUGGUGACAGAGUACUGUCGCUAUGGCGACCUGGUGGACUACCUGCACAGGAACAAGCACACCUUCCUGCAGUACUACGCCGAGAAGAACCACGACGACGACUGCCUGAUCUCCAGAGGAAGCACGCCGCUCAGCCAGAGAAAAGGAUACGUGUCUUUUGGAAGCGAGAGCGACGGCGGAUACAUGGACAUGAGCAAAGACGAGCUGUCGGUCUACGUGCCCAUGCAGGAGCACACAGACUCCAUCAAGUACGCGGACAUCCAGCCGUCUCCGUACGAGUCGCCCUACCAGCAGGACAUCUACCACGAACAAGGUGGGGGCAGACUGGACCUGGUCAUCGGCGACUCCCCUGUUCUCACCUAUGAGGAUCUGUUGGGCUUCAGCUACCAAGUGGCCAAGGGGAUGGAGUUCCUGGCCUCCAAGAACUGUGUCCAUCGUGACCUCGCUGCGAGGAACGUGUUGAUCUGCGAGGGCAAACUGGUGAAGAUCUGUGACUUUGGGUUGGCCCGAGACAUCAUGCAUGACUCCAACUACAUCUCCAAAGGCAGCACCUUCCUGCCCCUGAAGUGGAUGGCACCAGAAAGUAUUUUCCAUAAUUUGUACACCACCCUGAGCGAUGUGUGGUCAUACGGCAUUCUUCUUUGGGAAAUUUUCACGCUGGGAGGAACCCCGUACCCAGAUCUGCCCAUGAACGAGCUCUUUUACAGCGCCUUGAAGAGAGGCUACCGAAUGGCCAAACCCGCCCACGCCUCAGAGGAAGUUUAUGAUAUCAUGAGGAAGUGCUGGGACGAGAAGUUCGAGAAGAGGCCCGAGUUCUCCUUUCUGGUGCACAGCGUGGGGAACAUGCUGACGGACAGCUAUAAAAAGAGAUACCACCAGGUCAGCGACAACUUCAUAAAGAGCGACCACCCGGCAGUGACCCGCACCAAACCCCAGCUCUCGUCGCCCUUCCCGGUCACCGGUCCGUCCUUUGGAUCCUCCUCCCCCAGUGCCUUCUCCUUCUCCUCUGAACUCUCCAGCCACAGCUCCAACCGCGGGGACUUCAGAACAGAGGCGGACACGCAGGAGGUCAUUCCGUCGUACAACGAGUACAUCAUUCCCAUCCCGGACCCCAAACCCGAGGAAGUGUUCACCGACGUGCCGUCAGAGAGCCCUGCAAGCUCUCUGGCUCCGGAGGAGGAGACGGACUCCAUGUCCCAGGACACGGCGGACACGCUUCCCGAGGAGGACAGGCUGGAGGAGACCAGCGAGAGGGACGCUCUGCUCGGCUCCUCCGGGACGCCCGAGGUGGAGGACAGCUUCCUGUAGCCGCGCGUGGGACCGCCGCGCGCUCUUUUCACUCGCAACGGGAACCUAACUGAAGUAGAAUGUAGCAAGAGUGAGAUGGAGGAGGCCUUCUGUGUAUUCCCACUAAGCACUCUGAAAGUGUAAAUCACACAGCGGUUCAUUAUUAAGCUCCCGUAAUGUUGACGGUACUCACACACCUCACUAGAAUCACACCACAACGAAUACACGGGACGUUGCUGUCCUUUCCAGAACGACACUAGUAAUGUGCAUCAUUAGCAUUAGGUACUAAAGCCUCACUCAUGGGAAGUGGGGGGUUGAAUUCCAUGUACAGUACAACUGUCGCUUUUCUGCCUUUUUGUCCGUCCACCACUAUUCUUAAGUUGAACCGUAUUUUGCAGCAUGUCACUGAGUCACUAAACUCACUCCACCAGGGAGCACGGCGGCCAUAUGUGAAUUAUGAAUUGUGUACUGAAUUCUGAAUGCUCAUCUAUUGUAGGCUUAACUCAUAGAUCUGUUUCAGUUUUGCACUUUUUUGUAGAAAAUGCUGAUAUAACACAAUAAAGAGAUACUGUAUAUUUACACAACGUUAUACAUAGAAAGCUACACAUGAUUAUGAUUAUUACAAACUUAUGUUAUAGAUAAGUGGCUGUUACAGAGGUCGCAGCAUGUGAAGACAAUAACUAUAGCAUAUCACUGCCUAAGCACAAGAUGGCACACGCGAGAGUCUGAGUGUGUAACUAUCAGACUGGUUGUGUGCUGUCACUUUGUUUAACAUUCAUUUCCACAGUUUUAUGUCCUGUAGCAUUUUGUUACACAUUUUAAACACUAUGGUACCAAAGCUCGUCUUAACGUUUACAAAUGUAUUUUUUUAUAUCUGUCAUUUUAUAUGUUGCAAAUGCGGCAAUAAAUGUGUAUUAUCGUAGAA